AUAUUGGCAUUCAGUAUUUUUGUGUACAUUUUUGUCGGACUUUUGCGUUCUCUGCUCUUACCAUUUGGAAUAAUUUGGGCAAAUGGUUUAAUAUAUUGUUAGUUUUACAAAAAAAGUAUUCGUAUUCCUGAAUAUUCAUCAACAAAUAAUGAUCUACUCUGACAAUGAAACGGUUGACGAAAACCAACCACCAGCUUCAACCUCCGAAUCAGUACCAAAACAUCUUCGAUCGCGUUACUGGAACAGCUUUGAGGAAUUGCGUUUAGUGGAACUAUGGCGUUUGCAUGCCGGCGAAGUGACGACGUUGAAGAAAAACAUACCCGUAUUCCGUACCAUAUCAGAGGGUAUGCGCGAGUAUGGCUUCCUAGUAAAUUCGCAGGAGGUGCGGCGUAAAAUUAACAAUUUCAAAAACAAGUACAUCGCUGAACGACGCCGCAUGGAAUUAGGCGAUGACAAAAGCCCCAGCGAUUGGCGACUAUUUCCCUUAGUGCAUUGCUUGUUGGCACCGCGACAAAAGAAUCAACUGCUUACACAUCAACAAUUAAUUUUGGACCAACUAUUCUUAAAAAUACCAGUAGAUUUGCUGAACAAAGAACUGCCUGUGUUGGAAACACUAAGCGAUCCAACAACACAGCCACCAAAAGCAAUUCUUUAUACGCCUAGAUCAAAGGAUGUAACCUUGGUACCAACGACGCCACAAAGAUUCCAGCCAUAUCCUAAAAGUUUCAGCCAUCAAUCAAGCUAUUUGUUGCGACUCAGUUUUACAAAGGAAAGACUAACACAAAUACGUGUAGAUAACAGCAUAAUGUCGGAUCAGCGCGACGCAGCACUAAAGCAACUAAAAUUCGAGGAGAGUUCAUUUAAAGCAUUAGAGAGUUUCCUUAUGAACUGGCAAAAGAAACACGAGUGUUUAUUAGAGCGUUUAUAAUGCGCACAGUACAGAAAUAGGUAUGCUUAAUAGUUUUGUUAUUUUUCAAUUAAGAAUUUGUAACCUAAUUUUGGUUGAAAACCGCUUAGAGUUUCGAUAUGAACUUCCGUUUUUGUCCCCCCCCUUUUUGUGGUACUCCAUAUUACAUGCUCGACUUUUUAAGAAUUACGAGCCUAUCCAUAUUUAUAAUUUAUCGGGGGCUUAGUCAUAGCUACAUAAGUGGCAUCGCUGUCUCGUAUGUGCGAUGCGGCUGCCCUAAUCUAACUUAGCCAUAGCUUUAUUUAAGUCGUUAAACAAGGGUUUCAGUUCUAUUAACUUCGGUUAUUAAAGUAAUUCACGCACAUAACAGUAAUCCCGAGUAAGUAUUUAGAAAAACAUCUCCUUCUGGGCACCAAUGAACACAAAAAACAUAAUGAAAUAGUUUACAACUUUUUAUUUUUACAUAAUCAUGUAACCGUAAAUUUUUCGCUUUCGCAUUUUUUGUAUUAAAUCGAUUCGUGUUUACCAGGACAUUGAAAUACCUAAUUUAUUUUUUGCUCCUAUUAUUUUAGGCAAUAAGUAUAAUUACAAUUCAAUAAAUUCAGGCCCAUUCGCCAUACGCAAUUUAAGAAAAGGACGAUGUCAUUCUGAAUGAAUAACGAAUACGUUUUUUAAAUCAAGCUGUUUCCGCGGUAUCUGCUGUUUGAUAAGGCAAACUAGUGAAAACACUUAAACUUAAUUGAACAUGAAUAUACUUAAGUUUUGUAGUUCGAAAUAAAGUAACUGUACAAACAGCUGAUA
Molecule: messenger RNA, 1708 nt
Organism: Anastrepha ludens (Mexican fruit fly)
Lineage: Eukaryota; Metazoa; Arthropoda; Insecta; Diptera; Tephritidae
Exons: 3
Coding region: 149-928 (259 amino acids)
Biological process (GO): positive regulation of DNA-templated transcription
Cellular component (GO): nuclear body
Source: RefSeq, a predicted model, not a curated record